AUGGCCGAACAAAAGCCCAUCAAGCUCAACCCUCCCACCAAAUACGCACCAUCCACCAAGAACUCUCCUCCCGUUGACCCUCCCACGCUCGACUGGAUCACCACAACAUGGUCCGUCACGCACUCAACGCUGUCCAUGUGGCGCGACGCGCGCAACGUGCGCAUCACCUACAAGAUGCUCCCCGGCACCGCAGACGGUCGCCCGCGCAUUGACGACCUAGUCGAGUACGAGCCCUUGUCCAAAGACGGCACGCGCAAAUCAGUCGAGGGCGUCGACACGCAGGCCUCCUCCAUCGGCUGGGACUGGCGAGGCAAGGGCUGGCUGAAGUUUGUCAACACCCACUGGGAGCUGCUGGGCUGGGGCGAGGUUGUCACGGCCGAGGGCGUCAAGGAGAGGUGGGCGGUUACGUGGUUUGCGCCGACGGUGUUUACCAAGGAGGGUGUGGAUAUUUACUGCGAUCGCAAAGAGGGCCUCAGCGAGGAGACAUAUCUGAGAAUCAGGGAGGCUUUGAAGGAGUCCGACUCAAAGAAGGUUUCUGAGCUAGUUGAGGCCCAGAUGCAACCUGUCGAGAUCAGGCUGCCAUGGCUAGAAGCGACAGAGGCCUGA
Molecule: messenger RNA, 606 nt
Organism: Fusarium sp. VM40
Lineage: Eukaryota; Fungi; Ascomycota; Sordariomycetes; Hypocreales; Nectriaceae
Source: the annotation of a GenBank genome assembly